CUUGGCGCCCCCUGGCCCAGCUCCAGCGCCGAAGGUUUCCGGUGAGCGGCAGUAGCCGGUUAUGACGACUCCCUCCUCUGGAACAGCCGCCGUCUCCUCCGCCUACUCCUCGGUAGUCACGGCUGCGCCGGCUCCAGGCCUGUGGAAAUCUAAUCAAGGGUUUCCGGAGUGGAGUGAACCCAGUUGCUUUGAGCUGAAGGAAAAGUAGACUGGCCACCACAGCGGCCGGUGCUGGAGGAGUGCAGCCACCCAUCCCGGCAGGCCUUGCAGGAGGACCGACACCAGGAAGGCUUUGUGCCAGGUCCAGCAGCCACCCUCAGCCGUCUUAUGCAAGUGGGUACAUGCCCUCGGCAGAAGCUAGCUCUCUGAUCUGUGUCUUUAGACUUUUUUCAUCGCCUAAGCGUUACUUCUUCUCUACGGAUCGGUGAGUUUAGUGAUGGCCAGAGCUCACUGGAGGACAAUGGACUUGGAUAACCAAAGGUCAGGGCUUGGUCAUAGCAAUGACUUAUUACCGGAAAGGACGAGUCAAAAAAUAGAAAGGUCUGGGAACCCCCAGGUUCGCCACUCUAGGAUUUAGAGAACUGAAACAUCACAGAAGCUUCUGAGUGGUUCUGAGGAUUCAAGAGGUUUUCAGGUGGCUAUGUUAAUGCUGCUUGUCUUUGGAGUCUUACUUCAUGAAGUCCCACUGAGUGGCCAAAAUGAAGCUCCUCCUAAUAAUCACAGCAUUCCAGGCACACCUCUGUAUAACUAUGCCAGCAUCCGCUUGCCAGAGGAGCACAUUCCCUUCUUUUUGCAUAACAAUAAGCAUAUUGCCACUGUCUGUAAGAAAGACUCUCUCUGUCCAUAUACGAAACACCUAGAAAAUCUAAAGUACUGCUGGGGUUAUGAGAAAUUCUGCAAACCAGAGUUCAGGUUUGGUUACCCAGUUUGCAGCUAUGUCGACAUGGGAUGGACAGACACUCUUGAGUCAGCUGAGGAUAUUUUCUGGAAACAAGCUGACUUUGGAUAUGCCAGAGAGAGGCUGGAGGAGAUGCAUGUGCUCUGUCAGCCUAAGGAAAUGAGUGACUCAAGUCUGGUAUGUUCCCGUUAUCUUCAGUACUGCAGAGCAACCAAUCUUUACCUUGAUUUAAGAAACAUCAAGAGAAAUCAUGACAGAUUUAAGGAGGACUUUUUCCAGAGUGGUGAAAUUGGAGGGCACUGUAAACUUGACAUUCGUACAUUGAUGUCUGAAGGUCAACGCAAAAGCCCUUUGCAGUCAUGGUUUGCUGAGCUACAGAGCUAUACUCAGCUCAACUUCAGACCUAUACAAGAUGCUAAAUGUGACAUUGUCAUUGAAAAACCAACGUAUUUCAUGAAAUUAGAUGCAGGUGUUAAUAUGUAUCACCACUUCUGUGAUUUCAUCAAUCUUUAUAUUACCCAGCACGUUAAUAACUCAUUCAGUACUGAUGUGUACAUCGUGAUGUGGGAUACCAGUUCUUACGGAUAUGGUGACCUAUUCUCUGACACAUGGAAUGCAUUUACUGAUUAUGACAUUAUACAUUUGAAAACUUACGAUUCCAAAAGGGUAUGUUUUAAAGAAGCUGUUUUUUCAUUACUCCCCCGUAUGAGGUAUGGGCUGUUCUAUAAUACUCCUCUGAUAUCUGGCUGUCAAAAUACUGGACUAUUCAGGGCAUUUUCCCAGCAUGUACUACACAGACUAAACAUCACACAAGAAGGACCCAAGGUAAUGGAUACACUGGAUUCUGAGGAUGGAAAAAUUCGAGUCACCAUUCUUGCACGGAGCACGGAAUACCGGAAAAUCCUAAACCAAAAUGAGCUUGUAAAUGCACUGAAAACAGUAUCUACAUUUGAAGUCCAGAUUGUUGAUUACAAGUAUAAAGAACUUGGGUUUUUAGAUCAACUAAGGAUCACACACAACACGGACAUAUUUAUUGGAAUGCAUGGAGCUGGUCUUACCCAUUUACUUUUCCUUCCAGACUGGGCUGCUGUAUUUGAACUGUACAAUUGUGAAGAUGAACGCUGUUACUUAGACUUGGCCAGGCUGAGAGGUGUUCACUACAUUACUUGGCAAAGGCAGAACAAAGUCUUUCCUCAGGAUAAGGGCCACCAUCCAACCCUGGGGGAGCACCCAAAGUUCACCAACUACUCUUUCGAUGUAGAAGAAUUUAUGUAUCUUGUCCUUCAGGCUGCAGACCACGUAUUGCAACACCCAAAGUGGCCGUUUAAGAAGAAACAUGAUGAGCUAUAAAUAUGUUGAGUCUGUUUGCAAAAAGAGUAUUUAAACACUUCAACACCCAGACUUAGAAUUAAAUCAGUAAGGCAACCUGUUAUUCCCUAUCCCCAAGUUACCUUUUCUAUGCCAAAACAUACCUUCAGGAUAUUAUGUGUUUUAUAGACAUUAAGUGUUUCGUGUGGUUUUUGUGUCAUUGCUAUUUACCAAUAGCAAUAAUUUUGCACUGAAAACUUUGUAUAGUUCAAAAAUUGGGCAUAGACUCCCGGGUAUAAUUGAACUUUCUUUUCUUUCUUUUUUUUUUUUGAGACAGUCUCACUCUGUCACCUAGGCUGGAGUGCAGUGGCAGGAUCUCAGCUCACUGCAACCUCCACCUCCUGGGUUCAAGUUCUUGUGCCUCAGCCUCCCAAGUAGCUGGGAUUACAGGCGUGCAACAUCCAGCCCAGCUAAUUUUUGUAUUUUUGGUAGAGACAGUGUUGUGCCACGUUGGCCAAGGUGGUCUCAAACUCUGGGAUCAAGAGAUCCUUCCACCUUGGCCUCCCAAAGUGCUGGGAUUACAGGUGUGAGCCACCAUGGAUGGACUUGAACUUUCUCUUUUUAGGGAUACCAAAGUUUUCAACUUUAGAAUUUGUAAAUGUUUUUGUAGAAUAGUAUAUGAUUGUAAUUCCAGAGUAUUCCAACUUGUUUAUGAUAUAUUUGGGUAAAUUUACAGCUGCUCUUUUAUUUUCCAUAAUCUGGUUGUAGCACCGAUUGUGAUAGGAAAGGAAAACAUGCAAAACACACACACACACACACACACACACACACACACACAGAGUUGUGAUUCUCAGUACCAAGCUAUAGGACCAUGUUACAUAGAUCAGAGUUUAGUCAGCUCCAGGUGGUAUGCAUCAAGAACCUGAAUCAAUCAUGCCACUAUAUUUAUUUAUAUUUACAUGUUUCAUAUUUGAAUCACGUUUUCCUAAAAUGUAGCAACUACAUGUGAUAAAAGCAAAUUAGAACAUUCUUUAGGACUGUUUUGCAUAACUUCUAUCUGGUUUCCACUGAUUCCUUCUUAGCCAUGGAGAGCAUUUAAUGAUUAAUUUAUAUAUGAAAAUGUUUUCCAUUUUAUGUAUUUGUAAUUGCCUAUACCAGUGCAUAUGCAUCUACCUCUGUUGGCAUGAAAGUAUUCAAGUCUUUGAUUUCAAAAACUUCAAGUUAGCCUCACGAAGAGAAUUUUUCCCUAUAAAAAAGUAGGACCAAGAAAAAACAAAAGACAUGUGGCUUGUUCAAUCAAAACGAAAAAGAAGCCACAAGAAAGUGUCAUUGAUUAAAAAGAACAUGUAGCCCCACUCUUUGAAUGGGAUGCAUUUCUUACUGAUGAUGAACUUUCAAUUUAGUAGUCAGAAGCCAUGGAUUUAUUUUACUGCACAAUGUAAAGUUUACAUUUUCUUGACACUUGAGCAGUCCAAUUUAGAGACUGGUUACUUCUAUUUUUUAAAGUAGGGGGGUAGAAAAUUACAGCAUAGCUAAAUUUUUAAAAACAUUUUAGAGUUGGAAAAAAAUGCCUCAGAAAAAUGACACACAAAAUAUCUGGACCUUUAUAGAAGAUGUUUGCUGACCCCCCACUUUAAAGGAUUUAAAAAGUCUUUUAGAAUUGAGGACUAUUUAUUAAAAUACCUAUAAAGAAAAUAGUGAAUCACUGUAGCAAUAGCUUUGAUUCAGAUCUCAAAAACGUAUAAAAAGAAUAUAAAAACAACAUGUUAUGAAUUUUUAAAUGACAAGAAUUGCAACUGUGCAAAAUACUGAGUAACCACUGGGAAAAUAUUUCAGAUGAAAGGAAUGACAAAGGCAUGUUGUACGUUGUGUCAGCAAGGCACCGACGUCUGAAAAAUGAUCUGAAAAAAAAGGUUUCACAUUGGUCUUCUUACCUCAUUUUAAGAAGCAUGUGGAAAUGGGAUGCUAUAGACCAGUGGAAAUAUCAGAAACUGAGAACAAUUUUAUAAUAAAACUGCUAUAUUUGAAUAUUUUGCAUUUAAAGAGAGAAUACAUUUUAUAUAAACAAAAGUACAUUUGACACUUUAAUUAUGGAAUUAACUUUAUGAGACUUUUUGUGGGAACAAAAGGUCUUCAAAUUGUAAAAUGUAAAGAUUGCUCUUUUUAUUAUGUCUUUAAAAGGGAUGCAUUUCAUUGUAUGUUUUGGGUGUGGCUUUGAAAUAAAUCGUUUUAUAUUUUA
Messenger RNA from Callithrix jacchus (white-tufted-ear marmoset), 4445 nucleotides. It is a transcript of the gene EOGT, whose product is annotated as EGF domain specific O-linked N-acetylglucosamine transferase. The record is from RefSeq and is a predicted model, not a curated record. Gene Ontology annotation, molecular function: protein O-acetylglucosaminyltransferase activity. NCBI's taxonomy places the organism in Eukaryota, Metazoa, Chordata, Mammalia, Primates, Cebidae. Gene Ontology annotation, cellular component: endoplasmic reticulum lumen.